AUGUCUCAUGGCAGAUCUCUUUCGCAGAGCCAGAAUGCAUUUCUCAAGCCUCCGUCAGACAAUAGAAAAGAUCGCACGGUGACUGCUUCCAAGUCGAAACAAAAACGCCAAGCCAACGUUUAUGACGCUGUCGCUGGACGUAUCUCUGUGGGUGGCUUCCGCGCCCAAACGCGGUUCUCUUCUCGGUACAGAGAUAAUGCGUCCUCCAGCACCGUAGCGGUACGGCCGGAAGAGGUCCUCUUCCGCCGCCAGAGCGCCCCGGUGCGAUACGAAGAAAAUGAUUUUUACUUUGCGAACGAGAAAAUUCCGCCGGAUUGUCCUCUGCCGUCCUCGGACCUGUUGCAAGCGAUUCACGCCUACUCGGCUGAUUUCUAUGAGAACGCCAUCACGGACGGUGGAGCGGAUAACUUUCGAAGCAUGGAUGAAACGGCGUUGAUUGCCAUGGGUAUUCUUCUGGAAGAGAUGGCGAAGGAGUCUCUGGGUGAAACUGGGGACAUGGUUCUCGUAGAAGGAGAGGAGAUUGAAGGCUCCGACGGCGAGGCUAGUGUCGCAUCUCUAGGAAAGUCCGGCAGGAAACGGUCAAACGCCAGUGUCCAUGCCAGCUCGGCUGAGGAGUUGCGAUCGAUACGAAGGAUGAGGAAGAGAAGGCGCAAAACACCCCGGCCGGAGAGCUCCGCUCCUGAGACGGAGGCAGAUGCUGAAGCUUGA
Messenger RNA from Rasamsonia emersonii CBS 393.64, 708 nucleotides. RefSeq lists its product as uncharacterized. The coding region runs from base 1 to 708 and encodes 235 amino acids. Gene Ontology annotation, biological process: nucleolar large rRNA transcription by RNA polymerase I. Gene Ontology annotation, molecular function: RNA polymerase I cis-regulatory region sequence-specific DNA binding. Gene Ontology annotation, cellular component: RNA polymerase I upstream activating factor complex. The transcript has 2 exons. Lineage: Eukaryota; Fungi; Ascomycota; Eurotiomycetes; Eurotiales; Trichocomaceae. The record is from RefSeq and is a predicted model, not a curated record.